CGCGCUUUGUCCGAUGGGAAGAAUUUCCUCUCGUUCUUUUUAUUUUGAACCUUGUCGUCUGAGAAGCAGAAACAAUGAGAAUUAGUGUGCUAGCAGACGCACUUGUGUCCAUCUGCAAUGCAGAGAAACGUGGAAAGCGGCAAGUGCUGAUUCGACCAGCUUCAAAGGUCAUCAUCAAGUUCCUAAGUGUAAUGAUGAAACAUGGGUAUAUUGGAGAGUUUGAAAUAAUCGAUGAUCAUAGGGCUGGAAAAAUUGUUGUCAAUCUUAAUGGCCGCUUAAAUAAGUGUGGUGUCAUCAGUCCUAGAUUUGACAUCUCCGUUCGAGAUAUUGAAAAAUGGGCGACAAACUUGCUGCCAUCCAGACAAUUUGGAUCGUUAGUUUUAACAACGUCAAGUGGCAUUAUGGAUCAUGAAGAAGCGAGGAGGAAACACACUGGAGGAAAAAUUCUUGGCUUCUUUUAUUGAUAGCUGAUUUUUUCUUCAAAUGUAAAAUAAAUCCUUCAAACAAUGUG
Messenger RNA from Dendronephthya gigantea, 511 nucleotides. RefSeq names its product 40S ribosomal protein S15a. The transcript is spliced from 4 exons. NCBI's taxonomy places the organism in Eukaryota, Metazoa, Cnidaria, Anthozoa, Malacalcyonacea, Nephtheidae. Gene Ontology annotation, biological process: translation. The coding region runs from base 75 to 464 and encodes 129 amino acids. The record is from RefSeq and is a predicted model, not a curated record. Gene Ontology annotation, molecular function: structural constituent of ribosome. Gene Ontology annotation, cellular component: ribosome; cytosolic small ribosomal subunit.